AUGAUCUAUGUGAGCACAGACUUGCCACGCUGCCAAAUCGACACCACGCAAUUUUGCACCGACGACCAAGAAGUUGUCGCUAUCAAGAUUUCCUGGCAACAGAAGUAUAUAACGAUGGCUUCUGUCUACUAUAGACCGCUGCCCUCAAAGAAGCAACGCCAACUAGAGAACGGUUGGAUCGCUCACCUGCACGAUAUGUACCCUAGAAACCAUAAAGUGUACGGAGGAGAUUUCAACCUACAUCAUCCAAUGUGGGGGUACCACAAUAAAAGCAGUGGAGUAGAAGAUCUGAUUGAGGAGAUGACGACAUAUCAGCUACACCUGGCCAACCCGAAAGGAGCGAAGACGAGAAUUGGCACAACAGGACAGAAGGACACAACACCGGACCUCACGUGGGUGGACAACCCAUACCCACAACACCAGAAAUGGAAAUGCCUCGAAGACAGCUGGGGAAGCGACCAUCUCCCAAUCGUUUUCGAAUUUUCGGUCAAGAGGAAGCCUGAACAACAGAAAAAGAAAAGACAGACAAGAACGAUACAUUGGGACAAGUACCGAGAAAAGCUGGAAGAGUCUGACCCGGAGGAUGCCCCCUUCGAGGCCCGGCUAAGGAAGGCGAUCGAGGCGGCGACCAUCUGUAGCAUUGUGGACAAGGACGCCCCCACCCCAGACUUGCACCUCCUAAAACUCUGGGCAACACGACUGCAGGCCGUAAAAAAGUACAGGAAAGGGACAAGAACACCGGAAAAUAGAAGGAACAUCACCCGAGCGACGGUAGAAGCAAAGGUGUACGCAGAAAAGUUGGGAAUGAGGAGUUGGCUCGACCACUGUACUUCACUCUCAGAAAAGACAUCAAUAGAACGUUUGUGGGCUACGAGCCGAGCGAUGCUGGGCAAAAAGAAGACGACCAGAGUGACACAGUCCUUAGCACUAAAGAUGGACAAGCCCUAG
Ixodes scapularis (black-legged tick) is the source of this 948-nucleotide messenger RNA. RefSeq lists its product as uncharacterized. The transcript has a single exon. Gene Ontology annotation, molecular function: catalytic activity. The record is from RefSeq and is a predicted model, not a curated record. Bases 1 to 948 code for a protein of 315 amino acids. Lineage: Eukaryota; Metazoa; Arthropoda; Arachnida; Ixodida; Ixodidae.